This is a messenger RNA of Komagataella phaffii GS115, 507 nucleotides long. Its product is annotated as Peptidylprolyl-cis/trans-isomerase (PPIase). Bases 1 to 507 code for a protein of 168 amino acids. The transcript has a single exon. The record is from RefSeq and is a predicted model, not a curated record. NCBI's taxonomy places the organism in Eukaryota, Fungi, Ascomycota, Pichiomycetes, Pichiales, Pichiaceae. Gene Ontology annotation, molecular function: protein binding; peptidyl-prolyl cis-trans isomerase activity. Gene Ontology annotation, cellular component: nucleus; cytosol.
AUGACAAAUACAUUUAACGGAUUACCGAGGAAUUGGACAAUUAAAAUAUCAAAAACUCAUCAAUCUGAGUAUUUCUAUAACAAGGAAACACAAGAAUCUUCCUGGGAGCCCCCUUCUGGAACUAACUUAGAAGCACUGGGCGAGUACAUCAAGAAACGCCUUCAUGACCCAGAACAAGUUCGGUGUGCUCAUCUUCUGGUGAAACACAAGAACUCUAGGAAACCGAGCUCCUGGAAGGAGCCUCAGAUUACAAGAACUAAGGAAGAAGCAAUUGAAAAGCUUAGAGGAUUCCAAAAACAGAUUCUUGAUGGUUCUGCCACUUUAGGUCAACUGGCUGCUACUGAAAGUGAUUGCUCCUCACAUGCCCGGAACGGGGAUUUGGGCCUUUUUGGGAGAAAGACAAUGCAUCCAUCAUUUGAAAGAGCUGCAUUUGCAUUACAAGUUGGUGAAAUAUCAGACAUAGUGGAAAGUGAUAGUGGAGUACAUCUCAUCGAAAGACUAGGAUGA